UUAUCCAUGAUUCCAUUCCCUCUUCUCUGACCUUCUUUAUAAACCCCCAGACGGUUCUGUUUCAUCCCCUUCCACGCUUUCGUUCUCCUUCGCAUACCCAACGCGAAUUCCCACUUCAAAAGAUCGUUUUUUUUCUCCUCCUCGAAGGCUCGCAUUUUCGGCCGAUGAAUCUCCUGGAAAACCCACCUUUUCUUUCUCAGAUCUUGUCUCGAUCGUGGCCUCAGCAGGCGUUCAGUUCGCAAGCCUUUGAAGUCUGCAAAUGGAGCGCCAUCAUCCUCGCGACGCUCGCUUGCUUCGGCGCCCUAACCCACCGUGUCGUCAAGCUAUCGGGCCUCAGAUUCCCGAAAAGCACUCCUCUCCCGGCUCGGCAACCUCUCGUCUCCGACUUCGACGAUAGCGACGGCGACGAUGACACUUGCUCGUCAUCGUCGGAACAAGACGAUGGGCUGUCAGACGAAGAAGAGCUUCCCUCCCCGUCGGGCGGCCACUCGCAUGGGGACUUUAAUUUCCGGCUCGUGGGUUCCGGGGACACGCAGCUCCGGCGGCGUCGCAGUUUCGCCGACAAUCUGUCCCAGUUCGUCUUGGGCAAGAGCGUCGUGAAGCUCUGGGACAGGUCGGACAGCAGACUGCUGCGGCUGCAAGACUCGAACGGAGAGUUCGUCGGGAGGUUCUGCCAGGUCCUGGUGUCGCCGAGGUCGCCGGCGGCCGUCAUGUCGGCGGGGCUGAACAACUUGGGGAAGAUCGCGCUCAACGUCUGGGACAGCCGGGUCGGGUUUCGGAUCCCCGCCAUGGUCGCCGAGUGGGAGCAGAGAGCCGGCGGUGAGGUGACCGUCGGAGACCUUAGGAAUGUCAUCUCGCCGGUGGAGGACUCGUCGGGAGCUGAUGCGGAACGGUGGUGGGACGCUGACGAGGUCACCGCUUCCGAUGAGUCUUGACGAAAACUCUCUGUCUGAAAAGCCGCCGUGGCUGACCGGCCACGCGGUACGAUCUGACUCGCAGAUAAGUAGCGAUUCACGUUUGUCAAAUUUGUAAUAAUUGUCGUCGGAGUAAAAAACGGUAAACCAUUGAGAAAAGGAGUGUGAACGAACAUGGUGUAAAUAUACAAAUUCAUUCGUUCCAUUUCUUAUCAUACUUCUUCAAUAAUGAAGCAAGCAAACAUUUCCAUCA
Molecule: messenger RNA, 1167 nt
Organism: Rhodamnia argentea
Lineage: Eukaryota; Viridiplantae; Streptophyta; Magnoliopsida; Myrtales; Myrtaceae
Exons: 1
Coding region: 165-935 (256 amino acids)
Source: RefSeq, a predicted model, not a curated record